Linum tenue is the source of this 90-nucleotide messenger RNA. Lineage: Eukaryota; Viridiplantae; Streptophyta; Magnoliopsida; Malpighiales; Linaceae. The record is from the annotation of a GenBank genome assembly.
AUGGUUAUUUCCUGGUUCGUUUCACGAACGACAUUGACUAUGAGAGAGCAAUUACUGGUGGACCAUGGAUGGUGGGAGACAAUUACCUGA